Molecule: messenger RNA, 2806 nt
Organism: Oldenlandia corymbosa var. corymbosa
Lineage: Eukaryota; Viridiplantae; Streptophyta; Magnoliopsida; Gentianales; Rubiaceae
Source: the annotation of a GenBank genome assembly
GGGUAUUUGGUUUUUUGAGAUCUAAUUUCGUACUAUAAAUCGUUGCUCCUGGUUUUAAUGGGUUAGUAGACGAACUGAAUAAAGAAAAUGUACCCAAUUUCGAUUUUUAGUCAAAGUUGAUGGACAUGAUCACUUCGGUCGACACUUUUGGCGCUAUAAAUAUGUGUUCUACUUCUACCUACAACUCCAAAGAAAAACAAAAACUAGUAAAAACCGUUUGGCAAUUGGCAACUGGGAAGAGGAAAGAAACAAAUAAUUUGAGUAAAAUGGAUUCUUCCAACCUUGGAGUGGCAGAAUUGCUGAAUGAUCCAAACCUUGUAUCUGUUUUCCAGAAAAUGUAAGUAAACCCCCAAGUCAACUCUUCUUUGUUUGUUGAAGUCUUUAUUAAAUCUAAUAAUCAACGUCUCAACAUUCAGUGAAUUUCAUCCAAGAACUGAGAUGGGUUUGGCUUUUUUCUUUUUCUUUUUUUUUUUUGUUGGAUUAUAUUCAGGUCGGAAUUCUUACCGUUACCGGCAACGGCUCCAAAUUUCAAGCUUAUGCUGGAGUUCUUUCUGAGUACUUUAGUGCCGAUUAUGGAGAAUUCGUUCCGGAAAAUUGUGAGAUUUCGUUUAUUAGUACUUGUCAAACUUGAAUAUGCGUAUUUUAUUCAGUCUCAUUCUCAUAUACUAUAUUGGUUCUGUUCUAUAUGAUGUUUUUUAAGUUGUUCUUAUGCUCCCCAAAAGAUGUUUGGGUUUGUGUAGUUCAGGCUUUGAGAGGCCGGCCGCUAGAUUUGGAUAACGAUUGACAACAGACCUUCACAUUUUACUCCCUCCGUCCCAUUUUAAUAGCUCAACAAAGUGUUAUUUCCAUACUAAUAAUGUAAUGCGUGCUUCCGAAGUAUUCCUUCUUGUUCUAAUUUGUGACUUAUAAUUAGGACCGUAGGGAGUCGAGCUUAGAACCUUUAACUUUCAUUAUUUGAGGAAAUGGAAAGCAAUCAAUCAGUGUGUACCUGACAUACUGAUAUUGACUACAGCUUCAUGGUAUUGAUAGGAAUGCUUAAUUCUAUUUCCUGCUUUUCAUUGGCCAAUAAGCAGGUAAAAGAGGAGCUUACAGAGAGAAUCAUUGCAGAAGUACUAAAACGGGUGUCAGGGAAUGAAACUCUCACCCCUGAGCUGCAGAAUCUGGCACUCAAGUUCAUAGGCAAAGUUUGUGAAACAAUCUACACUGGACAAGAUAUCAAAGGAGAAGGAGAGGGAGAAAACUGCUUUCUUAAAGUUGCUUUAGUUGGUGCUGAUGAAAAGAUCAUUGAAUCUGGACCAGAAGCUUCUUCAGAAGUGGAGAUAUCGGUCAUCUCGGAUCAUGGUGAAGGCAGUCAAAACAAAGAGAUGAUUAGGCUUCCUAGUCUUUCGAAAAACAAACAGCUGAAACUUAAAGAUGGAGUUGCUGUUUUGAAAAACGUGAAAUUCAAACACCAGUCAGAUUGGACAAAGGAUUGCAGGAUGAAGCUACUAGCAAGAACCAUCGGAAACAACAUUCAAGAGGGCCGGCUGGCAGUGAAACACGCGAUAUCAGAAUCAUUUCUUGUUCGUGACCACCGUGUUUUGUACAAGAAAAAGCCCGACAUACCAUUGCUUUCUGGUGAGGUAGGGCAAUUAAAGGGAAUCCUCAACAACAAAAAGCUACGUGAGCUUCUGGAAAAGGAGAGAAUUAAAUCAGUGAAAGACUUUCUGAUAUGCUACCAUACAGAACCUCAAAGACUCCUGCAAAUGCUUGGUAUCAGCGAGGAGAAGUUAAUGGUUAUGGUUGAUCAUGCCAAAAAAUGCAAGAUCCCAGAGAAUCAGUAUACUUAUGCCUAUUCCCGUAGCUGGGAAAGAAAGAUGGCUGUGGUAUUUGACGAUGUUGGAUGUAUACGAGGCCUAAUCAAUGCAGAUCACCAAUUUGUUCCUGUCGACAGUCUUCCUGAAGAGGAAAAGGUACCCAAUGAUGCCCAUCCUUCGAGCUCUGCCACCGCUGGAAUUCCAACUGGUUAUUAUUCAGACCCUUAUGAUCAAACGGUGGAGGGACUAGUUCCCACUUCUUCUCCACAGCCUAACACUUCCCUUUUGUAUUUCCGAUCUAAUUCGUUCAAUGACUGUCCCUAUUUUUGGGUAGAUAACGGUGUCCUUCACACGAUAGCACCAUCUGAGGUCCUAAACGGAACAUGUGGUGCUGUCAAUGAAGGGCUUUCAGCUGAACAUAUUCCUGCUUCCAGGAAUGCAAAAGGAAGAUGGAAAGUGGUGAUCAUGUCCCUAAUGUUCGUACUUAUGAGGAAGAGAAUUAUUGUGGCACCAGGAGAAGAUAGUCAACCUCAGAAAAAUGAAGACGUGGUUAAUCAAUAGCCUCUGUCCAAUUUAAUACCCCCUCUAUCCUGAAAUGAUUGUCCAGUUUGGGUAUUUACUUUUAGUACGAAUUGUACUAAAAUUGAAAAUUCAAACUGGACAAUCAUUUUGAGAGAGAGAGUAUCUACAAGUGCCCUGUUAGUGAAAUGAGACUGUUUCAUUAGCAAAACAGUUAGUACAUAUAGGACAGAGAACUAGUUACUGCUUAGUUCCUUUUUAAGUCAUUGCAGAUUGUUUCAUUCAAGUUCAGGUUGAUUCUUUGGAUUCAUUAGAAUCUUGUCAGUGCUGCCAGAUGAAGAUCUUGUGCAGAAAUAGUUGCUAUAUAUAUAUGAUAUCACAUAGUGGCGUUGCAACAAAUUUUUUUAUUUGUUCGUUUGAUUGUACAAAAUUGAAGUUGAAUUAUCGACAGGUUGAUAAACUUUGUGCAAGUUAAAUCGAUUAUCAAAGCU